This is a messenger RNA of Onychomys torridus (southern grasshopper mouse), 1617 nucleotides long. RefSeq names its product family with sequence similarity 118 member B (gene Siral1). NCBI's taxonomy places the organism in Eukaryota, Metazoa, Chordata, Mammalia, Rodentia, Cricetidae. The transcript is spliced from 8 exons. Bases 77 to 1123 code for a protein of 348 amino acids. The record is from RefSeq and is a predicted model, not a curated record.
AGUGCGCGCUCAGUGCGGCUGCGCCGGCCGGUAGCUGCAGCUGGAGCGGUGGCGUUUGGAGCAGACGCGAAACUGGAUGGCUUCUACAGGGAGCCAGGCCUCUGAUAUAGACAAGAUUUUUGGAUUCUUCAAUGAUGGCGAACCCCCCACCAAAAAGCCCAGGAAGCUGCUUCCAAGCUUGAAAACCAAGAAACCUCGAGAACUUGUGCUAGUGAUUGGAACAGGCAUUAGUGCUGCAGUUGCACCACAGGUCCCAGCCCUGAAGUCCUGGAAGGGGUUAAUUCAGGCCUUGCUGGAUGCUGCUAUUGAUUUUGAUCUUCUAGAAGACGAGGAAAGCAAAAAGUUUCAGAAGUGUCUCCAUGAAGACAAGAACCUCGUCCAUGUUGCCCAUGACCUCAUUCAGAAACUCUCCCCUCGCACCAGUAAUGUUCGAUCCACAUUUUUCAAAGACUGUUUAUAUGAAGUAUUUGAUGACCUGGAGUCAAAGAUGGAAGAUUCUGGGAAACAGCUCCUUCAGUCUGUUCUCCAUCUGAUGGAAAAUGGAGCCCUAGUAUUAACUACAAAUUUUGAUAAUCUCCUAGAACUAUAUGCAGCCGACCAGGGAAAACAGCUUGAAUCCCUUGAUCUUACUGAUGAGAAAAAGGUCCUGGAGUGGGCUCAGGAGAAGCGGAAGCUAAGUGUGUUACACAUCCAUGGGGUCUAUACCAAUCCUAGUGGCAUUGUCCUCCACCCAGCUGGAUAUCAGAACGUGCUCAGGAACACUGAAGUUAUGAGAGAGAUUCAGAAACUCUAUGAAAACAAGUCAUUUCUUUUCUUGGGUUGUGGCUGGACGGUGGAUGACACCACUUUCCAGGCCCUGUUCCUAGAGGCUGUCAAGCACAAAUCUGACCUAGAACAUUUCAUGCUGGUUCGAAGAGGAGAUGUAGAUGAGUUCAAGAAGCUUCGAGAAAACAUGCUGGAUAAGGGGAUUAAGGUCAUCUCCUAUGGAAAUGACUAUGCUGAUCUUCCGGAAUAUUUCAAGCGACUGACAUGUGAGAUCUCCACAAGAGCAGGGAUGGCAAGAGAAGGCCAGCUUAAUGGCUCAUCUGCAGCACACGGUGAAAUGAGAGGCUGUAGUACAUGAGCAAGCUGGAGAAAUCACCAUUAGACCACACUGUGGGGCCUUCCUGUGGAUGUGUUAAACAUGCAAACAUACAAGAACUCAGCACCGCUCCCAGGAAGUACCAAUACCCAGAAGUUGAAGCUCGGGCAGAAUAGGGGCGGCAGUGUUGCACCUUCCCUUCAUGCUGGCUGUUUCUUGAUACUCUGCUGCCUGGUCCAAUUUAAUACCCAAUGACAUCAGGACCCAAUGUAGCCCCUACCUACCCCAAGGCUGGACAUGCUUGUCUACACAGCAGACCAAUGUGCUGGCUCCCAACUAUGGCUGCAGCUCUGCAGGACUUGGGGAGCAAGAAGUCAUGGAGUCAGUGGGCUCUUGUUGCAGUUUUGUACUCUACUUGGUUUUUUCAAUUGAGCUUAUGGCUUUUUUAAAACAUGACUUGAAGCUCUAGUUUUCUAGAUCUUUUACAGUGUACAGUAUUUUACAUAACUGAGCUGUAUUAAAAGCCUGUUCAUUUA